AAGCUAUGAUAAAGAGAAGCCAAGCCUUUGAGACUGGAACGCUGAAAUCUUAUAACAUCAGAUAGGUGAAACAGACAGUCGACAAAAUCCACUUAGGACUGGGAACGGAACGACUAACGGACACUUUUUCUCUCUCCAGGUCUCCAUCAGUUGGCAUCCAAGGAAUGCGUGGCAUGAUUUCAUCCAGUUUUAUUCUUUUACUUGGAUCUGUUUUGACGUUCGCCGAGGAUGCAGGUGCUGACUCUCCGCCAAUGCAUGAUUCUGGCCUGCUGUCGCCGCCGCCGCCGCAUUCUGCUGCGUUGCAACAAGGGGAAGUAGCUAACCCUCCGCCUGACGGGCUAGCGCGCGAUGCUUACAUGUUGUCGGAUGACCAGGGUCUAGAACGCCUGCUCAGCAGUGAUUCUUCUAAUACGGACUCUAGCCAGCCGUAUACACAACUUCUCGAUGAUGAACUGCUACAGAGAAUUAAGCAAUUGGUUCAACAGGAACAGAAAAGACUAGCAUGGAAUAGGAGAUCUUAUGCCCCCAUGUUUGUGGGGAAAAAAGCAGCGCCUUUAUUUAUAGGAAAGAAAUCAGCACCUUAUUUUGUUGGGAAGAAGUCUGCUCCUUAUUUUGUCGGCAAAAGAGCCGUUCCUUACUUUGUUGGCAAGAAAUCAGCUCCAUACUUUGUCGGCAAAAAGGCCGUACCGUACUUUGUGGGAAAGAAAUCUGCACCUUACUUUGUGGGCAAAAAGGCCGCUCCUUAUUUUGUUGGCAAAAAAGCUGUACCUUAUUUUGUUGGCAAGAAGGCAGCCCCUUACUUUGUGGGCAAAAAAGCUGUUCCUUACUUUGUGGGCAAGCGAGCUGUUCCUUACUUUGUGGGCAAAAAGGCCGCUCCAAUGUUUGUGGGAAAGAAAUCUGUUCCGAUGUUUAUUGGGAAGAAAGCAGCACCUAUGUUUGUUGGCAAAAAGGCUGCACCGAUGUUCGUCGGCAAGCGGCGUUUAGCGGAUAUUCUCGACAACCUAUCCGGUUCCAAUAUGCAAGAACUGUCUAUCGGCCAGACCCCAAGGUCUUUAGACCCUCUUCGGCUAACCUGGCUUCAGCCCUUAUCCAGCGAAACUUAGACCUACAUAGUAUUGAGGGGCCAUCGGCAGGGGCUGAAAACAGCCAAUGGGAUUUCCAGGACACGGAACCACGUGACCCCCGCCUUCUGGCCGCUCCUCAGGCCUUUGGUUUCCUAGGAAAACCGGAAGGGGAUGCCCCUUUAUCUAAG
Haliotis rufescens (red abalone) is the source of this 1252-nucleotide messenger RNA. RefSeq names its product MIP-related peptides-like. Lineage: Eukaryota; Metazoa; Mollusca; Gastropoda; Lepetellida; Haliotidae. The transcript has 4 exons. Bases 165 to 1103 code for a protein of 312 amino acids. The record is from RefSeq and is a predicted model, not a curated record.